GUCAAUUUAUCAUCCUUCUAUUUGAAAAUCAAUUUUGUGUAUAUUCGUGUAUCAUUGUUUGGUCAAAAAAACAAUUAAAUCUUAAAAUGAGCUUGGAAACCUCAUCAAAUAAUGGGACAAGUAAACCGGAGCGCAAACACUAUGAUCGCACGAAAUCCGACGAUUUACAAAUCUCUAGAACAGACAUGAAUAUGUUGAUCAUGAAUUAUUUAGUCACAGAGGGAUUCAAAGAGGCAGCACUGAAAUUUCAACAAGAGGCAGGUCUUCAGGAGCCAGCAUUAUGCAGCUCUUUGGAUGAACGUAUAAUGAUCAGGGAGGCAGUGCAAGGCGGUAGAAUACCUGAAGCCAUCUCAAUGGUCAAUGCUUUACAUCCAGAAUUGUUGGACAAUGACAGAUACCUGUACUUUCAUUUACAGCAACUACAAUUACUGGAGUUAAUCCGAGCAGGCAGAGCAGAAGAGGCCUUAGCCUUCGCCAGCGCGACACUGGCCGAGGCGGGAGCGAAUGAUCGCAACGCCCUCACUGAACUGGAGAGAUCUCUCGCCUUGUUAGCCUUCCCCGACCCUCAUACUUCACCCUUUGCAGACUUGUUACUACCUUCACACAGUCAAAAGAUUGCGAGCGAACUCAACGCAGCCAUACUUAAGAUGGAGAACCAAGAGUACACAAACCCAAAGCUGUGCAGUUUGCUACGCAUGAUUCUGUGGUCACAGAGCGAGCUGGACAAGUAUAGCGUCAAGUAUCCAAAGAUGACGGAUCUUGCCAACGCAACAAUAGAACAGCCAAAAUGAGAUAAGCUAAGGAUAAAAGAGUAAUUUGUUUAGAUGUGAUUGAUAUUAUAGGACACGAAAAAAUAAAUACAGUGGGCUGCUCAUGCUAAAUUAGCCAUGCUAACAUAAACUAUGGGCAACCAGCGGGGUUAUGCUGUAAUUUUUCGAAUUGGUCUAUCGGUCUGGUAUUAGAUGUGCAGUCCCAUACAAAAAGUAACGGAAAAAAUCUCUUUAAAAAUACUUAAUAAAACAUAUAUUAUUUAUCUUUUUACUUAUAUGACCUCCCUACUAUAGUUAUAAUAAUACGAAAUGAUGUCAUUUUUAUUUUUACAAUAAGUACAUAGGCAUGUUCACAUAAGCUUUAACGUUAUACCUUAAAGUUAACAUAUAUUUUAAUGGUGGGAAAAAAAUAUUUUGACGACUGCUGGCAUUAUAUUAUAAUUAAUCGGAGACUGCUAGCCAUCUUAUACAAAAAUUCAUUAAUUACUGUGUACUAGAGAUCGACGAGUUGUUAAAAGUUAUUACGCUUCACUACGCGGUCCACUGGGCUGCAAGUGACAAGAUAGUAUCAUGUAUUAUAUUGAAAUAAAUCUAUUUCAAAAUUACUUCCUGUGAAGUCAAAGACGAUUGAAUCACCCGAGAUUACGAUUAUCUUAAACGCAUAGUUGCAUCAUAAUAUUUUAUCAUCACCUGUCGUUGUAUUGACAAGCUCGUCGACAUAACAUUUUGUAGAAACUUCAAUAGUAACUGUCAAAAAACCGGUCUCGCACUGCACUCGCUAUUAAAAAAAGUUACAGCAAAACCCCGCCUUUAACGAUGUUCAAGAUUUUCAAAUUUCGAAUUUCAAUCAUGCAUAACGUCAAAGUAAAACCGACCUAAUGCACCUUUGUUGAAGCCCUUUAUUCCUAAAAGCGGACUGUUUGUAAAAACUAGGGCCAUACACUUUAUUUUACUUUGACUCGUUUAGUUUUUCGAAAACCAUUUAAAUCUAAAGAGUACUAAUUUAAGAGGUUUAAAAAAAAUAUUCUAAAAUGACUUAAAUGUGCUACAUUACUAAUGGCUGACAAAUUAUACUAUAUGCUAUCGCAUUCAUU
This is a messenger RNA of Pararge aegeria (speckled wood butterfly), 1864 nucleotides long. It is a transcript of the gene Hou, whose product is annotated as glucose-induced degradation protein 8 homolog. Gene Ontology annotation, biological process: proteasome-mediated ubiquitin-dependent protein catabolic process. The record is from RefSeq and is a predicted model, not a curated record. Gene Ontology annotation, cellular component: nucleus; cytoplasm. Gene Ontology annotation, molecular function: protein binding. Lineage: Eukaryota; Metazoa; Arthropoda; Insecta; Lepidoptera; Nymphalidae. The coding region runs from base 87 to 791 and encodes 234 amino acids. The transcript has 4 exons.